CAAACAAGCCAGCAACCAAAAUAAAACAGGUAAAAAUAAAACAGGGUUUAAGAUACCAAAAGAGGAUAUACGAAUAAAAACCACUCAUACAUUCCCAGUAAAAGUGAAUCAAUUUAGUUUGGUCACAAAAGAGAUACACAACAACAUGUUAACAACAGCAACAGCGACAGCAGGAGCAACAACAAGAAAAGGCACAACUAUGAUGACAACAAGAAACAUGAAUAGUGGUAAUGGUAGCAUCACCAGCAAAACGAAUACGAAUACUUCUGUAUCAAGAGGCAUUGCAACUGAUACAGAUACUGCAACAACAACCAUCAAAACAACAACGACCACAAUUACCUCAGAUCCGGGCAUUUUAUGCUUUCAUCAUUGCAAUGUAAAAGUUUUCUGUUUUACAUUACCGCAUAUUUGUCCACAAUGUAAAACAGCCCUGGCUACAUAUCCCAAUGGAGAUGGCAACACCUCCUCCUCUGCUGCUGCUAGUGGUGGUGUUGGUGGUAGCAAUCGACGUAAGAAUAAGAACAUGACAAAGUUAAAGUUGAAAAAUAACAAAAGCAACAACUACAAUGAUGACCAAAGUCAUGCAAUUGAUUCUAAUAAACAUGACUAUGCCAAUAACGAUGUUGGGGACUCUGGUAUCAAAAGUCAUGACGAUGAUGACGUUACGAAUAAUACUGAUAAUUCUAGCAAUGAUGAUGAUGAUGAUGACAAUGAUUUAAAUAGAAAUAGUUUUUCCUCUCAUAUCAUGGCCAGUCGUCUGUUGCCAUUCCGUUUACCGUAUCCAUUUGUAAGGGCCAAUCAAUAUCCAUGUGCAAUUGUUUUACGUCCCACUACAGGUGAUUUCCUCAAUGAUUAUAAUAACACCACAGAUUUGCAUAUUGCUGUAACAACUUCCACCGGUUGUGUGGUUGAAUUUGAUCGUCAUGGCUUGCGACGUCAUCGCACAGACAACAUGUCAGAAUGGUGGCAGUGUUUAUUAGUGGGUGAUGUUCCUGAACCUUGGUAUGACUAUUGGGAUCAAGUGUUAUUUGAGAUUUGCCAACAGCCCGACAAGUGGACAGUGUCACACUAUCAUGAGGACAAACACAAUUGCUACACAUUCGUAUUGACCUUUCUGCAGGCACUGACGUAUGACAAGUUAAGUGAAGCAGCUACGAGCAAAACUAGAUUCUGUGAAAAGUACAUAGUUCCUAGGACAACAACAGCUGGUAAAUAUAUAUCAUUGUACCGGAAGUUGCGUGAUGCGGGUAUUUAUGUGCAUCAUACAAAUCACCAAAAGGUACGGUAUGCAAAACAAGGAAAACAGUAUCAACAACAACAACUACUGCUACAACAAAGAAAUUCUAAUAAAUCUAACAAUUUAACAACAAUAACAACAUCAGCAGCGGCGACAGGAAUGACUAUAACCAAAAAUAGUUUGGUAACUAACAAAUAUCAACAACAAAAACAACAGCAACAACAUCUCAGUAAUCAUCACAAUCACCACAGUAUUAUAUCACGCCCGCAUUCUACCUUGUGUACCAUUGAGGAAUAAGGAAAUGCAACAACAAAUGUUAGCAGAAGCGGCAAGCAGUAUCACCAUAAAAGUAUUUAUAAGUUUGUGAGUUUAUGUAUGAAAGAUGGUUAGAGGGUUUGUGAAUUCCAUUUAAAUAUGUAUACAAUGUAAGGAUUGUUGCAGGGUCUGUUUGAGUGCGUUUGAGAGCAUCAGCAUGUGUGAGUGCGUUGUAUCUGUGUGUAUGUUUUGAUUUUUGCCAGCACAAAGUAUUCUAUGACCACAAAUCUUCAAAUAUAUAAACUAACCAACAAACAUAUACCCAUAACUAUGCAUACACUAACACAUUCUUAUUUGAAUACAUACAUAUACAUUCUAAUGUAUGUUUAUUGAUAAAUUUUAUGCAACAUACCAACUUAUGCUAGUGCAACAUUACUAUAACCAUCAGCUGCAGUAGCAAUAACAACAACAUAACCAUACAAUCAUAGUUGUUUCUAGAAUUCAUACAAAAUAACAUCUUGUUCUUAUUUGUUGCCAUUGAAACACCCUCAACAUGCAACGAUGCUUGUUCCUGCUUGUUCAUGCAUGUUUUCUCUGGCCAACUUUUUCCUUUAAUCUUUUUCUUUUGCAUUUUAGCUCUCGUAUGUUGGUUGUCUGGCAAUUGCAAACUUAUAAAUAUUUUGCCGUUUAAAUAUACAUACUUGAAACUACUUCUAUUCACAUACAUAUGUAUGUAUUUAUGUACGUGUAUGUCUAUGUGUGCAGUUUAAAGCUUGUAAACAAUUCGAACAAGAGAAAAGAAUUCAAAAGUAAAAACUUUAUCAACAUCUAGAUGAUCAUCUUGCCCAUAUAUUGCCCGUUAGUAAAAAGUUUUCUCUUGUUUUUUUUCUUGUUUUCUUUUUAUGAAGGACAGUGGGUUGAGGUAUUCGUAAGCAUUUUUAGUUAGAUAUUUAUUAAAUCUUUGCCUUUUAAAAACAGUUAGAUUGCAUGGAUAGAUGGACUAACAAUGUUAUUAAAUAUUUUUGAUAUUAUGUUUCAACUUAAGAUACUGAAGUCAUUUUCAGACUUUUCAUAAAGCCUUUUUGAGUGCAUAUUUGAGUUCAGUUCUAGUUCAAUUCUAGUUCAGUUCUAGUUCUAGU
Lucilia cuprina (Australian sheep blowfly) is the source of this 2631-nucleotide messenger RNA. RefSeq lists its product as uncharacterized. The coding region runs from base 146 to 1534 and encodes 462 amino acids. NCBI's taxonomy places the organism in Eukaryota, Metazoa, Arthropoda, Insecta, Diptera, Calliphoridae. The record is from RefSeq and is a predicted model, not a curated record. The transcript has 3 exons.